Molecule: messenger RNA, 1680 nt
Organism: Eimeria acervulina
Lineage: Eukaryota; Apicomplexa; Conoidasida; Eucoccidiorida; Eimeriidae
Product: ABC transporter, putative
Exons: 4
Coding region: 1-1680 (559 amino acids)
Cellular component (GO): membrane
Molecular function (GO): ATP binding; ABC-type transporter activity; ATP hydrolysis activity
Source: RefSeq, a predicted model, not a curated record
AUGCACGGCAGUAGCGAACCUCCUCUCCUGCGCAGGUUUUCGUCAUACGUCACCCAAGACGACAUCUUUGAUGGCAACGAGAAAGUUGUGGAAUGCCUCCAGUUUUCCUACAGACUCCGUACUGCAGUUCCGCGCAGCUGGGGGCCCGAAAAGAGGCGAGCCCAAGAGCGCGAAGCCGUACAGCGAACCCUCAACCUGUUGGGUCUGGAUGAGGUGCAAACAAACAACGUAGGCAGCACCACACAUCGCGGGAUAUCUGGAGGCCAGAAACGGCGGCUGACGCUUGGCAUUGGCCUGAUGAGCGACGCAAAGAUCUUGCUGUGCGACGAGCCAACCACUGGUCUGUCCACUGCAGAUGCGCAGCUGGUCGUGGAUGCCCUCCGUCGGCUUUGUGUAGAAUGCGGCAUGGCGGUGGUGGCGGUGAUUCACCAGCCGUCUCACGCGAUAAUGCGCUGCUUCGACCAUUUGUUGCUGCUGAGCCAUGAAGGCCGUUGUGUCUACAACGGCUGUGUGGAUGCGGCGCUGCAGUACUUCAGCGCAUUGGGGUUCCCUUGUCCCACCCACCAAAACCCUGCAGACUUAUACUUAGACCUCGUCUCACAGGGUAGCAAGCAUGCUGGCGAACUCGCAGACCUGUACGACGCCCUCAUGAAGCCAAUGGUGCAGUCCAAAGUGCGCCGUUCCUACGAAUGCCCGCCGUCGACACCGGAGGACAUGGUGGGCGAAUUGGAAUUGGCGGGGCCCUAUGUGCAGUUCAGAGAGGUUGGAAGACGCGCACUCCGGUUGUGGUUAAGGAGUCAUUCUACUCUGGCUGCGAUCAUGGGCGACUCGAUUGUUCAAGGGCUGGUGAUUGGGGCUAUAUUCUUUGGUGUCCGCAGCCGUGCGUCCGUAUAUUACCAGCUGUCCGCCCUUUUUUUGAUGCUGCUGAGCCAUCUGGCCUCGUCUCUGUGGACAGUGCCGCUGUACGUCCAACAGAAGGCACAGUAUCGCGUUGAAGUUGAGGAUGGUUACUAUUCCCCCGUGCCGUAUAUGUUUGCUACAUCCUUGGUAGCUAAUGCUUUUGUGUUGUUGGGCGACGCGGUGCUCGUCACGAUUAUGUGGCUCUUAUUUGGGUUUCCAUUUCUGCCUCUGUUGGUGUGUUAUCUCGUUGGGUCGCUAGGAUUCGUCAUUUGUGACUCGUUGACUGCCAUCUGUUCCUUGGCGAGCACAUCCUUUGCAGAGGCAAAUGCCUGUGCGACUCUCUUGUUCAUGUUGCUGAUGUUUGUCAAUGGCUUCACAACCAAUCCAGCGUCGCUGCCUCAUGGGAUAGCAUGGAUGUCUUAUUUAAGCCCUUUUUUCUUGGUUUUUGAGGGCUUGGCCAUCUGCAUCCUGGAGACCUAUGAGUUUCGAGAAGACUCUGCUGAGGCCAGUAGUAGUCUCCUGCUGCAGACGAAGGAAGAUGUGUACCAAACGUUUGGCAUCGCAGGUCGUGCCUACGGCCACAAAGGCAGCGCUCUUGAGUGGCUCUGGGCGGUUGAUGCUGUACUGCUUCUGGUCCUCAUGGUUCUCUCAAAGGCUCUUGUUUUCACCUUGCAAGCCACUAUGUUCUUGCCCAGGCGUCACAGGGACAACCCUGCACCCAGAUGUAGAUUUUCCUUUCUUUCCUCUAAGUCGUGGCUGGCUAAGUUUCGAAGACCGUAA